UAUUUUCCCUUCCUCUGCUGCCAUUGCAUCUACAUCGGCCAACGUGCCUCGUCCGAUUCAGCAGGGCCCGUCCUGCGUCUCUGGGCCGCGAUGACUUUUGCCCAACUUUUGGAUCAGGUUGGCGGCAUGGGCCGUUUCCAGGUCCUCAACGUGCUGCUGCUGAGCUUCCCGAUGGUCCUCAUGGCAGCCCACAACCUCUUGCAGAACUUUACAGCAGCCGUCCCCGGGCACCGCUGCCGCACCGACAUUAACGGCACGUGCGGCGGCGGCGGCAACAUCACCGGAGGCGCAGACUGUCCUCUGAGAGCCUCCAUCCCGACAGACGGCAACCAGGUGCUGCAGAAGUGCCGCCGCUUCGUCACCACCCAGUGGCACUUCCUCGAGCCCAAUUCCACGGAGCUGGAGAGAACAGAGGCAGAGUUGGAGCCUUGCCUUGAUGGCUGGACCUACGAUGGCCGAGUCUUCACGUCGACCAUUGUGACAGAGUGGGACCUGGUGUGCGACUUUCGGACGCUGCAGCAGAUGGCCCAGUCAAUCUACAUGGCGGGGGUGCUGGUGGGUGCGGUCGCAUUCGGAGGCCUCUCGGACAAGUUUGGCCGGAAAGCUUUGCUGAUCUGGUCCUGUCUCCAAAUGGCUGUUUCGGGGUCCUGCGCUGCUUUUUCCCCCAGCUUCACAGCUUACUGCAUCUUCCGCUUCCUGUCAGGAAUGGCUCUCUCAGGCAUCGGGCUGAACUGCGUGUCGCUGUCGGUAGAGUGGACCCCAAUGCAUUCCCGGGCCACCAUCAGCAUGGUAACUGGAUACAGCUACAGCAUCGGGCAGUUCAUCCUCGCCGGCAUAGCUUAUGCCAUCCGCGACUGGCGCUGGCUCCAGCUGGCCGUCUCCUUACCUUAUUUCACCUUCUUCCUGUACGGCUGGUGGUUUACAGAGUCUGCCCGGUGGUAUGCCACAGCUGGCAAACUGGACCAGGCCCUCAAGGAGCUGCAGAAAGUGGCACGGAUAAAUGGGCAGAAGGAGCAAGGGCAGAAGCUCAGCCUCGAGGUCUUGAAAGCCAGCCUACAGAAAGAGACACCCUCGGCCAAGUCCAACUUCACGGCAGCUGACUUGGUGCGAACGCCUGUUGUGCGAAGGGUAACGUGUUGCCUUUGUUUCGUCUGGUUCUCCACCAGCUUCGCCUACUAUGGGUUGGCUAUGGACCUGCAGAACUUUGGGGUCAGCGUCUACCUCAUCCAGGUGAUCUUUGGGGCCGUCGAUAUCCCAGCGAAACUCAUUGCCUUCGUUGUGAUUUGCUACUUUGGCCGCAGGAUCACCCAGGCAUUGACUCUCAUCCUAGCAGGCCUGUCCAUUGCCGGAAACAUCUUUGUCCCCCAAGAUAUGCAGAUCCUGCGCACUGUCUUCGCUGUCUUUGGGAAAGGGUGCUUGGCAGCCUCUUUCAACUGUGUCUUCUUAUACACGGGAGAGCUUUACCCCACGGUGAUCAGGCAAACCGGGAUGGGGUUUGGGAACACCAUGGCUCGUGUCGGCGGGAUCGUGGCUCCCUUGGUGAGGAUGACCGGCGAGUAUUCCCCAUCUCUCCCCCUUCUGAUCUAUGGGGCAGCUCCCAUCAUCUCCGGCAUUGCCGCCUGCUUCCUUCCAGAGACCCUGAACAUGCCCCUACCUGAUACCAUUGAAGAUGUGGAGAACCAGAACUUGGAGCAGCAGAAAGGCGACGAGGGCUGCAAAGGAAACCCUUCCCAUCAGGACGACAUUUUCCUGGACAUGAGGAUGUUUAAAGAUCCCAGGCCGCUUGAAAACACAGGAAAAGGAGAUGGGGCAGCCGCUGGCCCAGCCAAGAGUAGCUGAGCAUCAAAGGUGUGGCCCCAUGGGCAGGGAAGCCUCUGCUGCCUGCAGUGUACCACCUCCAGCAAUA
Molecule: messenger RNA, 1906 nt
Organism: Lacerta agilis (Sand lizard)
Lineage: Eukaryota; Metazoa; Chordata; Lepidosauria; Squamata; Lacertidae
Product: solute carrier family 22 member 6-B-like
Exons: 10
Coding region: 91-1839 (582 amino acids)
Biological process (GO): transmembrane transport
Cellular component (GO): membrane
Molecular function (GO): transmembrane transporter activity
Source: RefSeq, a predicted model, not a curated record